This is a messenger RNA of Siniperca chuatsi (mandarin fish), 11329 nucleotides long. RefSeq names its product neurturin. The record is from RefSeq and is a predicted model, not a curated record. The transcript has 4 exons. The coding region runs from base 794 to 1555 and encodes 253 amino acids. Gene Ontology annotation, molecular function: glial cell-derived neurotrophic factor receptor binding; receptor tyrosine kinase binding; growth factor activity. NCBI's taxonomy places the organism in Eukaryota, Metazoa, Chordata, Actinopteri, Centrarchiformes, Sinipercidae.
UGAUUGUACAUACUGUCAUUUUAUUUUGUUGGUUUAAUCUGUACAUUCAACAUCUAUUGUAUGUCCUUCAGUCCGGAGAGGGUUUCCUGCCUUUAAAAAGGGGUUUGGGGAGACCGGGUGUAAGGACAGAGGCUCUCCUGGAUGCACAGACUGUAAAGCUCCUUGAGCCAAAUGAGAGAUUUGUGAUAUAAAGAAUAAAAAGUCUCAUAGUGACGGCAGUUUGGCUGCAUUACUGGGCAAUUCUGUGGCUGUGUCUUCUAGAAGGCCUUGUCAAAUGCAGUUUAAAGGAAGACCUGGUCUGAUGGGAGAGACUCCUCUAGCAGAUGCUGGGAAAUCAAACUGCACUUGUUUAGAAUGCUGACAUUUCCUUAUGGACACGCUGCUGGAAAGUUAUGGGAGUGUUUCAUCACAUGUGCACCGGCUAGUAGCUCCUGUGGAGCAGCCGUGUGUCUGUGCUGUGUCGUGAAGAUGCAGUGUGUGUUAACAUGUUGAGCUGGAAGGAAGGAGGCGAUGUGAUGACAUUCAGUGAAUAUGACACCGCAGGCUUUAAACACACACACACACACACACAUCUGGACGCGAAGCUUCAGCUUGUCCUGCAGCAGGACGCGCGGCGCGGCGCGGCACGGCACGGCACGGCGCGGCGCGGCGCGGCGCGGCAGCUCUCUGGGUUAUUCAGCAGCGCCUCUGACAGCAGUCGGCUCAGGCCCCGGGAUCAGCUCUGCGGGCUGAGCUGUCACUCUCUGACAGUGUCUCCAGCGAUGAGGUGCACCGAAAUCAGGUCUGCGCCACUAUGCCACAGGAUGUAACCGGGGGACAGCCGCAGAGCUCCGCAGGAAAGCCCCGGUGUGUGUGGAUUAUUCCAGCCAGCAGUUCGCUUUUUACACUCACGUCCAUGAUCGGGAGGGCGAGCAAACUCGGCAAAGAUGGAAAAACCUGGUGGAAGCAGGAGGCGUCGACUACCCAGCAUCACCUGAAGAACUGGAAGGUGAUGCUGUGGGUGGUGGCAUCAUUGCUGACAAUGGUGGAAGAUGUAUUUUCUGAGGACGACAAUAAAGAGCCUCAACCAGACCUUCAGCGUGUCCUCAGGCAGCCCUGGUCUCCUGUAGAGGAUCUGGAACAGGACAGCAGCGUCCACACACCCUGGCCUGACGCCGUUGAAGAGCCGACAGAAUUCCAGCAAAGCAGAUGGCAGCGUGCACCUCGUUACCCAAACUCGCCCAGAAUAUCAAGGAGGAACCGCAAGAAGACCAAAAGCAGUCGCGACUGCCACUUGGAGAAGAAAGAGAUGCGGGUGCAGGAUCUCGGUCUUGGCUAUGACUCGGACGAGAUAGUCCUCUUUAAGUACUGUGUUGGCACAUGCCACAGCUCCCGCAAGAACUAUGACCUGGCCCUCAAGGCUCUGAUGGACAACAGGAGCAUCUCCGGCACGAAGGUCAGCAGUCACCCGUGCUGUCGCCCUACCCGCUAUGAGACCGUAUCCUUCAUGGACACAAAGACUACCUGGCAGACAAUUAAGUGGCUCUCGGCAGCCAACUGCAGCUGUGUCGGCUGAUUGUAAAGAAGAGUGUCUACCUGCAAUACAAAAAAACACAAAAAAGCUCUUGUGUGAAAGAGCAGGAUGCCAUGAGUCCUGGUCUCUAUGGUGGGUGACUUUACCCUGGUUCAUGUGAUCUGAGGUGUGGUCCUGGGAUGGGAGACAGUGCAGUGUCCACAGCCUUCCCUCCACUAAUAGCUUGGCUGUUGUUAAUGGAGGUUCAGAUACCUUCAGAUAGAGCCUGAUGGAGCCUGGCAUCAGCUGGAUAUGUUUGCUACCAGCCUGGGGCAGUAGAAGGUUUGUUUAAAUGCCACCAGCAAUAAGCACAGAGGAGUAAACUAUCAAUAUUGGAUUAUAUUUUGUGUCCGUCAUUCAGCCCUUUUGGGUAAUGCAACACCCACUGGCAGCAAUGUUGGAGGUCUUUAGCUCCUUGGCAAAAGAAGCUCUAAAUAGCUGAUUACAUUUCUAAGUGUGAAGCUUGGCUAUCGCUCCAGAAUUCAGUAUGGUUAGGUUAAUUGAAAACUUCUGUGUUAUUUUUGACUGGGAGCUGUUGAUUUCACCAGUAAUCUGUUUUCUGAAAAUCAUAGUACCUUAUCAGCUAUCUAGCUAAUACAUUUGCUAGUCCUCAAAUAGAAGGUUGCAUUAGAAGGCUAACUGCAUGCAGACAAUUGUGGCAGAAACAUACAGACUCCAAUUCAAUUUUAUUUAUAUAGCACCAAUUCAUAACAGAAGUUAUCUCAUUGCGCUUUUCCUAUAGAGCAGGUCUAGACCGUACUCUUUAUAAUAUUCUCCAGCAGGUAUUAAGGGUAAAUUCUUUCUUUAUUUGUGUUCACAAAUUAUUAAUUUGUGCCAAAUAAUUAAUAGACUGGAAACAUUAUUAUUCAUUAUUCCGUGACCUUAAGGGGUGUCAAAGAUAACACAACCUUAAGCCUAAAAGCCAAAACCUAAAGGCUAUCCACUUAUCUCAUUCCAAAAUCAAAAUAAAACUGUAUUAAAGUGGUCAUAUUAUGCUCAUUGUCAGAUUCAUAAUUUUAUUUUGGGGUUGUACCAGAAUAGGUUUAUAUGGUUUAAUUUUCAAAAAACACUGUAUUUUUCUCAUACUGCACAUUGCUGCAGCACUUCUUUUCACCCUGUGUCUUGAACACUCUGUUUUAGCUAUCGAGUCAGGCAUCUCACUUCUAUUCGAUCUUUGUUGGGAGUUGCACAUGCGCAGUACUGAGGUAAGGACUACUAACCAAUCAGAAGCAGAGUAGGGCAGGUCCUGACGAGCAAGGUAUUGUGAUCCAAAACAAAGCCGCUUCAGCUGGUUACUAUGGCUUUGGUUCAGCAGUGCAUGUUCGAGCCUGGUACCGGAACACAGGCAGCCAGCUUCACAACUUAGACUGGAGCAUGAUGUUUCAGAGUGGUAAAUGAUUAAUUUGUAACUAAUUUAUCUUUCAUAGGUAAUGUUUUAACUGUGCACUCUACAUCAUAGUAACAACUUUAUGCCCAUUGACUGCCUGUAGGGUAUCUAACGUCAUUUUAAUUUCAUAUUAAGGUGUCCUUGUGGACAUACAUAGUGACAUAGGUACGUUAAGUAAAGACUGGAGUACAAUCAAGCUGUUUUCAGGCAUUUCAGGAACAGUGUUUUCUGUGGGAGAGGGUAACUCACUUUGGGGUGGACUUUGGGCUUUUUCACUUUGCAAACCUAUUUACAUGCACAAAAAAUACAACACAAUAAAGGAAAGGGAAAAAGCUAAAAAGCAUGACAUGACCACUUUAAAGCCAGGAAGCCCAUUCAGAUUGUUUAUGACCUAACAGCUUUUACUGUUCACCAUUCAAUAGUAUCAAUUCAGCAACUUUGGCAUUCCAGGGACCAAAAUACAAACUUGAUGAAACAAAUUACUUAUUUGAUGGUACAAAUUACUAAUUUGUACACACAAAUUAUUAAUUAAAUUCGUGCUCACAAAUUUCAAAACGUUUACCCUUUAUAUAUUUCAAAUUCUAUAGAGAAAAACUUAAAGUCAAAGUACAGCAAUAUUGAUUUUCAUUUGAAUUAAUAACACACUUGGCACGCAACAUAUUCUGGCAAAGCUAAGCCCUUUUAUUUGAACUGCUGCUUGUGGCUAAAUAUAUAAUAUAUUAAAUUAAAUAAAAUUUAUAUUAAAAUAAAUUUAAAGUUGAAGACGGUUGAUGGUUUUGCAUAUGGUUUGAAUUGUGAUCCGCUUCAAAUGUUUGCAUGCAAGCCAAAAACUCAAUAAUUUGUUCAGGUCACAGUAAUCACUGUAUCUAAAAACACAAGUCUACCAUAUCAGACUAUUCACUUUUAGUUUGAACAUUACUGACUUACUAUACAUCCACACUACAGCAUUGUUUAAAUAUUUCUCUUUUUCUUGCUUGGUUGUUUAAUAGCCUAUAAUACUUAUCCAUUAUUUGCCAAAAGUUAUCCAGUAAACCUCCAUGAUGGAGUCAACUGUGAUUUCUGGAUAUUUUUGAAUCACCUGCAAAGCCUCUAUCAAAACUAAGUCAAGACAGCAUGAUAUUAACAGCCUCAAAUCAACCAAAAACUCAGCCAGUUUAAAGACCAAAUACUAUGAUGUGAAGACAUGCUAUUAAGAACUUCGAAGUUUAUAGAAGUUUUAUCUUUUAUUUUUUGUAAAUACAAUGGUCUUCAUAAGACCAAAAUUUUCUUUCACUAUGUGAUACAACUCUACCUUUCCUUCCAGGGCAGCUGGAUAACAUACUUUCUGGUCAAGGAAAACUCAUUAUGAAAGCAAUUGUUAUCAGUCUUCCAAUGUCCUAAACAGUCUCUCUCUCUCUCUCUCUCUCUCUCUCUCUCUCUCUCUCACACACACACACACACACACACACACACACACAAAAGUAUGCUUUGUUUAUUUUAGUAGAUGACAUGUCUAAUGCUUUACAUGACCCUAGUGGCUUUCUAAAUUCAGCAAAGCAGAUCAGAUCACAACAUACUUCUUGCCAACCUAUGCUAAUUGUAAAUGCCACAGUGGCUCUGCAGUACUUGUUUCAGCAGAGCUUGUUUACAUCUUACAUCUGAGUGACAGCUUUCACCACAUGGUCUAUUUUCAGAUCAGGUGUGAUGUGAUACCACUCACAAGCACCUGACCUGUCGUUUAAACAAAACAAGUGUAAAAAUCAUUUUUGGUGACAUCUACUACAGAUUAGUUGCUGAAACAGGUUUGCAAAGAAGCCAUUUAGACUGUGACAUUUAUUACUACUAACAUAACUUCACACAAUGUGAAAUGCAACAUGAAUUGAUAAUGCCUGUAAAUAAGAUAAUGUGCUAUAAAUUCAAUUAUGUUUUAAAUUGGAAUAAAGACUGCUAUACCAGAUAUUGCUAGAUGAUUUAGCUAAACCCCAGAUAACCUUCAAUGACAACUGAUUUUAAUGUCCAAUGCCACCAUUUUUGAUUUGUUUUAUACAAUAUCUGCACAUGGUAACCACAGUAUGGUUAAGGUUAGGGAGAGAUCAUGGUUAUGACAAGUAAACUAUACCUAAGCUACGAUGAAGGUUAAUAAAAACUGAUAAUACAUCAAAUUGCCUAUAAUUUUUCGCAUUUUUACAUUCUGAAUUUCCUUAGCAAUGUAUGUAACAACUUAACAUACAGUAUACUGCAACUAUAAGCCAAAACAAAUGAAUAAGUAUUUUUCAAGUGCAAAAAACAGGACAUCAUCCCUCACUGGCUUCCCACCAACAGUGUCAGUUGUGUUGCUUGCCAGGUCUCUGCAGUCAUGGGCCACAUGAAUAUUACCACGGUUUUAGGUGUGCAGACCCAUGUUUGUCCUUGCUGCACACACAGUUGAAGUGUCUAUCAAAAAUGUAUCCAUGAAACAAGUGAACUGCACUUAUUUUAGCUUAUUAUUACAAUAAAUAUUAUUACAUUUUUCAUAAACAAAUGACCACUGGAAUUAUAAUUUAAUAACAAUUACAAAAUGUAUUUAGUUAUUACAUUAUACACAAAAAGUUAUUAUGUUAUGUGCUGAACAAUUUUAUUACAUUAUAUGCAGAUUAUUACAUUUUUUAUUUCAGUAUCUGCAGUUAUUACAUUGUGGGCAGUUAUGACAUUAUCAGUUUAAUGGCACACUGCUUCUUGCAUUGGCACUAAACAUUGGCUCUGGAUGUAAAUAGUAUACUGCAGUUUCAUAGGGGAUACACAUAGUGAUAACAUUUUUAAAGCAAUCUUUGCAACACUAUAUCAGUACAUUUGUUGCGAGCUUUGUUUCACUUUGUUCCACCCCUCUGUACUGCACAUAUUUACGAGCCUUUCAGAAACCUGAGUGGACCGCAUGUGGGUCAACACGAGAAGCAGUUUCAGUUUCCAGUCCUUCCACAUUUGACCAAUAAAAAAAGAUUUGGACCCUAAACAUUCAAAAGUUUACAAUGGAGCAUAUGGUGGAGUAUAUAUUUUGUACAUGCAAGCGCUCUAAGAGAGUAUUCAUUCAAGCUUUUUGUGUCCGCCUGCAUUGAAAACUAGUCUAGAAAUGUCCAAGUGAAGCAUUGGCGUGUUUUGUACUUCAUGUCUUAGCAAUAUGUAUCUCUGAAGAGUGUUUCUGCAGAUAACACUGGGAUAACAAAGCACUUAUACAUUUUUAUUACUACAAUUGGUUCUGCCUCACACUAUUCAGUUCACUGAAAGACUUCCAACUUUUGCUGUUUUUUGGUAUUGAGGAUCAUCUGAAGAAUGCUUACAGCCAAGCUCGCACAGGAUCUCACAUUUGCUUUCAAUUACACGUCAUGUUUUUAUGAUAGCAAAUAGAGGUUCUAUUGUUUAGAAGCAAAAUAGAAACUCUCAAGAGAAUUUGCCAACAACAUUAUCAUAAAUAUAGGUCCAAACACAAUCCUAUUGGACCAGCUCAUUGUAUUAGCCUUAGGACUGUGAUCAAUCCCUCAAAUUAAACAAAAAACCCUACUCUUUAGGUAGAGUACAUUCAUAACUAAUUUUACUUACAGAGUUUUAGUAAUACAAAUUUAAACCAACCGUUGGUUGCGAGCUGGCAAGAUACAUCUUAUAAAUGAGACAGGCAGCUUUGGACUGGAGGGUGAAUAGUUUCACCUUUAACAGAGCUAGGCUAACUGUUUCCCUGCUAAGGUUAGAUAAACACAGACAAUUGGUGCUUCCAUCUUAGUCCCUUCCACGUAAGACGUGAGGAAGAAAUGCAAGGAAAAGAUAAGAGGAGAGAGGAAUUGAAAAAAGACUUCCAUGAAGGACGGUCUCUUGUAUCCUCCCUCGAGCCUCUUCAGGGCAGCCCCCUCGAUCUUCCGAACAGAAAAAAACAGAUUGAUUUACGGCUCACCCGUGGACAGAGGAGUGAGGGACACAUGAAAUGAGGGAAAUAAGAAGCACCCUUUGUAGAAAUGAAAUUGCUAUCAAUUUCCUCAUCUGACUGUGGAUAAGACAAUGCACAAGCAUAUUUCUCAAAAUGGUCCCGUUCAGAGCUGAAGUGUCCCUAACCCAAACAGAAAAGUGAUAUGUAGAGAGAUUACUUUAUUAUAGAUAUACUGUACUGAAGAAGUAUAGUCAUGUAGUUGUAAUAAACAAGUUCAUAUAGCUUUACUGUGCUGUCAGCUUGUGUACAUACAGUAGCUGAAUGUGGUACAAUGCAGUAUAUCACUAGCAACAUCCUUUCUGAGACCUUCUGUCGCUAUUUAAGUCACAACUUCUCUGUACCUAACUUCUCUGUUAGAUGCUUUGCAUCAUGUUGCCUUACUGUACAUGAGUAGUUACUGUUUAAAUUAUUUAAUUUAUUCUUUAUUUGCAUUAAACCUAUUCUGAGGAUACUUAUUAUUAAUUAAGUAGCCAUGUAUAUUUAUGUUUAUUCAGUCAGGAAGAAAGUGACACUUUACCUGAAGCAUAUUUUGAGGCUAUAAUAAUGUAGCUUUAAUACCACUUAAUAAAGACAGUACCAAAAAUAUGUAGCAGAGGCCUAAAUACAAAUUGGUACAAAAUGAAGCAGAGGGAUGACACUCAACUCGGCUAUCAGAAAUAAUCUAAUAAUACUAAAUAACUGAAUUUAACUCGCAUUAAAAUCACCUCGGGGCAACCCCCUUAGAAAAGACUUGACUCGUAAACAGAGACUGUAACAUUUCAUACACACAACCCAAUCAAGUUCUUUAUACAUGAAAAAAGUAUUCAACUACUCACUACACAGACAACUAAUGACUACUAAACUUGACUACAAAUGGAUGAAUAAAUACAAUGAUGAGUGAAUGCAGUGAACACAACGACAGACAAUUAAUAAAUGAAUCAGUGAAGCAAUGAAUACCAAAAAUAAAGCACUGAAUGAUACCUUGGCAAGAUGGCUUGAUUUGUGCAAACAAAGGAGACCACAACGUGGAUGAAAACUUUAACGUUAACCAGUGAAAUUAACUUGCACCGUACAGCAGCUGAGAUUGUUGGGAAGUAAAAGGGGAAUAUCUGAAAAGAUUCAAAUCAUUUCUACAGUAUAUUGAUGUGGGACUUUACUUCAUUCCCUUAACAUUCCCUAACUGCCCUACCAGUGUAGCAUCAACCCCGGGAGAAAAGCACAAAAAAAGUAAAGUUUCACCUGGUGUUCAGACGGCCAGGGGAACGUUGCACUGGAGGGAGGAGGAGAAGCGGGGGGCGGAUCUUUGUCGAACUCUUUGGUUUCUCGGGUGCGAUCGGUCCCACGGACGGCUGAGCUUGGCUGUCAUCUUUUGCCUUUUUCACACAUAGUUCCCAGUAAAUUACUGGGAUAACCUUUCACUAUUCACACAUGCAGCUUCAUUCAGGAACAUUUCAGUCUGACACCUUUUCACACAUGGCAAUGCUGGAAUAGAUGGGGCAAGUAACAGUCCAGCAGAUGGUGGUAAUGCAACACUUAUGGAUGCCAACGCCAUGUAUAUAGCAAAAUCAAGAAAGAUUAUGGAGUCUGGUGUGUGUCACCAGAAUAAUAAUUUGACUUGUACAGUGUUAAAUCCUAAUCAUUUAAUACAUUUAAACAUUUUACUCACCCCGCCAACACAUAACAACUGGCCAAUCAGAGCUCUUGCUGCGGCUCUGUGGGCUGCUUAUACAUCUUUAAAUUAAAGCAAUCACAAAAUAAAUUCGUAAAUGUUAAAGCAGGAAACAAAUGAAUUGUGAGACAAAGUAUGACAGACACAUGAGGAAAUGGAAUGACAAAAUGUAAAAUGUAAAAACCUUUUAAAAAUGGAUUUUGCUAUUCUAUUUUCAAAUGUUAUUACUAACUUGUCAUUUAAAGGUAUAAUAUGUAACAUUUGUACAUUAAAAUGUCUAAAAACGACUAGACCCAUGUUAUAUAUUUUGUUGAGUUGUGUACUUACAUUAUCCCAAAUGUUUCCAACAAUGUUCAAAGCCAAAGAAAUCCAUAAUUUUAUUCAAGGUAACGGUGCAUUUCAUUUGGUAACCUGUCAAUGGCGUCACAUCCCCUUUACCCCCUCUAGUUGCUACAACUUGUGGGGAAACAGGAAUACGUCUGGAAGUGGGGAAGGAAGUUGGCGAACGUGGCUAAAUGUAACAUGAAUAAAACUUUAAUACACGACCGCGUCCAUAAACAUGAUUUCUGCCUGAGUCACGUCAGCCAGGGGUGGAAAGUAUAUGUCCAAUUUACUGAUUUACUAACAAUUACUGAUUUUCAAAAAGGUACACAUACACAAAACACUUCAGUAAUAGUAACAAGGAGAAACAUAGCCCAUUAAUUCCAUCCGUGGUUAAAAGUCACUAGUUUACACUCUAAAGGUAAGAGCUGACCCAUAUUUUAAUUUCACUACAUCAAUUACAACAAUUUAGUAUAGGCCUAAAACGUGCUUAUGAUGCCUUAUAAUCUGCCCUGAGCAAGGCUUCAAAUACAGUGUCACUGAGCAGGGCUCUACCUACAUGGCAUGACUACAGCUGGGUCUGGAUGAGUGUGAAAGACUAGAUUAAACUGUGACCCAGGAAACACAGUGAGUAGUGAGUUGUGCCUGUGUCUGGCGCCCCUGCUACCAGAGAAACCAGGGCUACUACACUGCUCUAACCUGUAUGAUAUGUCACAACCCAUUAUGUAAGACAAGCCUGACAGGUCAUCACCUGCAGUUUGCAGUUAAAAACUUCAUAUAAAAAACCUCAUAUAAGAAAUGUUUAUAGUCUUCAUUUAUGUCGUGGUACUGUAUUGGUACUGUUUUGUCUGUCUCCCCUACUUAAUUCUUUGUAUACAAAGCAUUGUACUGGUUAUGAUGACUCAAAAUGUAUUACUUAAGGUACAUUGUACAUUACAGGCAUCUUAAAAUUUUAUAUUGUAUAAAGCUUAUAAUAAACAACAAAACUCCUUCACAUUAGUGUUCUCCUCCUCUCCUCUAAUCUCAGUGUGUCACAUGACUGCUAGAAAUGACUUGUAGUAAGCACUUUAUGAGCUCAGCUUGUCUGACAUCCUCAGUAACAUGACAAGAUGGUGAUGAUGGACCUGCAGCUGAUCCACUCUCUGUGGCUGUUUCUCAAGCUGAAGCCAAUGCUGCUUCAUUUAUCAACAGGCUAUUAUAAUAUUAGCUAGCUAGCCACAUCACAUACCAAUAUUAAACCAUUCUGAAAUGCUGUUAGCAAUUUGUGUUCACUCACAUUUCUUUUGAAAUAAUUUUGUCGACAACUGCUUUCUAAUAAUUGUCUUUUUCGCUUCUGUCUUGCGUUUUUCUUUUGGUAGCCUAAUUCAACUUUUUUUAAAUGACAUGAUCAAAGUUCACCUGAAGCCCUGAGCAUCCGCAUCAGCACAAUCCCCAAGACUUUCUUGAUUCAUUUAUAAGACAUUUCAAAACCUAAGUCUUGAUUUUGUGCCCACCUAAGCCUCAUAGAUACAUACACGUAGAUACUGCAUUGGUCGCUGCUGUUCAUUGUUCAAAUGUGGCCGCCAUAUUGGUGGGGAAGUCACGCCUAAUGCAUGUAAGUCUAUCAAGGCCACAAUUAAAAUCAUCAACUUCCUAAUCAACUCGCUGACUUUUCAACCAAUUCAAGCUGUUUGGUUUGUUACAAAUGCCAGAGAUGGAUUUAUGAUACUAGAACUGUCCAGAACCCCGCCGCAAGAUGGUGGUGGCAGAGACGCAUCUCACAAGCUGGAUGCGGACUACGUGUGAUCGUGGUUGACUACCACCAUCUUGUCUGCAGGUCCUUCUCGGUGGUGCAAUAACUGCGUUUGGAGCAUGGAUGUAUUAAGAGAUACAGUGCUGCUACUCUGCCUCGCCGCUAAUUGUUCCCAGUGGCCACUUGUGGUAUUGCAACCAAAAAUCUUCUGCGGCCCAAAAAGCAUUUUCCCCAUAGACCACCAUUAUAAAAGAAAUGUCUUUAAAACUGUUGACAGGACACCUGAAACUGCAAAGAAGAUCAUUUAUUACUCUUUCUAUUGUGAAUUUUUAAUCCAUGGAGGUUAUAUAUUUGUAAAACUUUACAAGGGCCUAGAAAAGUAUGUGUGACGUCAUCCCAAUGUAAAGUCUAUGGGCCGAGCCUUGCAGCAAACCUGGCAGCCAAAAACGUUUUUGGCUUAUUCGCUUGGCGAGCAAUUUUCAUUCAAGUGAAUCUUUGGAGUCUUUUAUCCAGUUCUUAUAAUACAUCCAUGGUUUGGAGACAUGGUUGGUGUCCCCCCUACUGCCAGAGUGGACUGAACCAUGUGGUCUUUCACAGGAGCAUGCACUUUCCACAACUGAAAAGUGUCCUCACUUUCUCUUUCCAGUUCAGUUUGAUAUAAUGCAUUAGAGAAAAUAAAAAGCAAUAACAUUAAACAAAUGAGACAAGUUGGAAGUAAAAUGGUGUGCUCGCAUUAAUAAAAGCUUGAUUUAAAAAGA